AUGACCACUAUUAAUGAUGAUAGUCUUGAGAGUUCUCCUCUAAAGAAUUUAUCUUCACAUUUUCUGCAAUUGCAAAUCUCCCCGAACACUGAUGAAAAAACCCACAUUACUAACAAAAAUAAAAAAAGGAAAUCAUAUGUAAAAAACAAUAAUUUUGAAGAUAAUCCUACUUUUAUAAUGGAUAGUAGCGUAGAUAAAGAUAAUAAGGAGAACGGGUCGCCGUCUUAUGUCAAGAAAUUACAAGAGAUUUCAAUAAACUAUGGCACUGUGAUUAAUUCACCUAGUAAAAAACAGAAAAAGAAGAAAGAUAAUGUUAGUAAUAAUAACACGUUUACUCGUAGACAUUAUCAUGAUAGUAACGGAUCUGAACAUGUAAACAGAGAUGGGGGUGAUGAUGAUAUUACAAGCAGUUUAGAUGAUAAUGAUAUUCCACAAUGGAAAAACUAUUAUGAUGACUGUAGGCAAAAUCAUGGACUGCCGCAAAAAUUGCCUAUUUUAAAUGAAGAUGAAACUGGGAAUGUUAUAAGCGAGGAAAUAGAAGACUACGAUUUUGCUGAAGAUGAUGAUGAUUUUACUACUAAUAAUAGCGUAAAUUUGCAUAAUUGUAAAAACAGAGGUGAAGAUACAGGAGAAAUAAUUAAGGCCCCCACAGAAACAGAUUCUUUCAGAGCACCUGCUACCUUUAAGUGUAGACCAAAAAAAAUUAAUGCUUUUAGUCCCAAAUCUACAAAUAAAACACAAAACCUUUUAGUCAAAGAAAAAAAUAGCCAGCAAUUUCACAAUGAUAAUUUUGAUAGCAAUGCAUUAUUUCCAUCCGAAGAUCCAGUAACCGAUGCUUUAAAAGUUUUUAAUAACGUAAUUAGGAAUUCAUCUUUUGAUAAAUUUAGAACUAAUAUUGCGUUUAGUACUAAUAAUGAUAUUCAAACUAAUAAUGAUACUGGUAAUCAAAACAAACCACCACUGAAAACGGCCAAAACUGCUACUGCUAUCACAAUUAGCGCUCCUAGUGUUGUAUCAAGUGCUACGACUGCUAUACCAGAAAAAGAAGCCGUUGUUAGACCUGAAAAUGUUGGUAUGACAUAUGACCCUACAAAUUUAGUUUGGCAGAACCCACCAGCUGCUGUUAAUGGUAGUGAUACAAGUGAUAAUGAUUACAAAAUCUCAAGACUCACAAAUAAUGUUGCUAGUAGUACUAAUAGUGGUGUUACUCCUGAUGCAAAUAUAAAAGAUAAAAAUGUUGAUGAACGAGUAAGGUUUUCUCUUGAAUCGAGAAAAGAUUUAUUUACUGAAUCUGAUAAUAAAAAUACUAAUAUUAAUGUUACUACUAUUAAUACUACUACUACUACUACUACUACUGGUAAUAAUAAUAAUAAUAAUAGUAAUAAUAAUGAAAAUACAACUUCGGUACCUUCUGCUUUAUAUUUUGAAGACAAUGCAAAUAAUUUAGAACUUACAAAGAGUGUAAAUUCUGUCAAGAUUGACCAAAAGGAUUAUCAGCAUAACAAUCGCAAUAGUAGUACCACUACUAUGGAUUUUGAUACUUCCUUAGAUGAUCCAGAACUUAUUGAUAAUAAAAAACCACCAUAUAAAUACAUUAUAGAAAAAACUGAAGAUUUAAUACAGAACAUCACAGAUAUAAAAGAUGAUGAUGGAAAACUUAAUGUUAGUGAUAAUAAUGCAUAUCCAUUUUUACAAGCACUUCUUUUAAAUGCGUUGCUAGAUAUUGAAAAAGAUUCUGAUAAGUGGAAUACACUUACUGAAUUAAAUUUAUCAAAAAAACAAUUAGAUACCAUUAUAUCUUUACAAGAAAUUGUACCUAAUGUUAUAAAAUUGAACUUGUCCAAAAAUAAUUUGAGAAAUAUCAAUGGGAUACCCACCAAGUACUUAAUUGAUUUGGAUUUAUCAUAUAAUUCGUUUGAUUCAAUUUUCAGUAUAUCACCACUAUGUAAAUUGAUCCAUUUAGAAGCUCUAAACAUAUCGCAUAAUAAAUUAAUUGACUUAAACUGGUUAAUAUCUUCGAAGAAUGAUAAUGUGGAAACCAGCUUUAAAAGUUUACAUUUUAAGAGAUUAGAUUGCUCAUUCAACGAAAUAUAUAAGCUACCAUCUUUAUUAUCGCUGGGUUGUUGUACUUCGAAUGCACUAUAUUUCCAAAAUUUGCAAGAGGUGAAUUUAUCACAUAAUAAACUAUCUGGUGUAUUGGAUUUUGCUAAUUUUGAAUUGUUUAACCUAAAAAAAUUAAACCUAAGUUUUAAUUUUAACAUAAAAAGUUUAAAAAACUUACAAAAGUUAAGAAAUUUGAAAGUUUUAAAUUUAGAAAAAUGUAUUAAUUUGGAUAUAAAAGAUUUUUUAGCUGGCCACAAUGACAAUAACAACACUCAUAAAAGACUAAUUUCAUUGAAUAUGAAGGGUAUACCUUUAAUAUUAGAUUGUGAAAAUAAUAACCAGGACUUGGAUUUUAGCAAAAUAUUUAUAAAUUUGGUUAAAUUGAAAAUCACUGCAACUGCAAUCAAUAGUGAAGGUAGCAAUAAUUUUAUUAAGUUUUCAAGCUACUUGCAAGUACUAGAGGUAUAUGGCAAAUGGGAUAAUAAGUGGUGGAAUUCGAUACCUAGCAAUAAUGAACUAAAAGUUUUGAAAAUUUCAGAUUGUAAAGAUUUAAUAGAUAUUAAAAUAGCCACUAAUAAAAAUAUUAGAUUACCCCUUCUACAUACUUUGGUUUUAAAGAAUAAUGGAUUAACCAAAACGCAAACAUUAAGCUCUAUAAUGUUAAAUUUACAAAAAAUAAUUGGUGCUAACGGUGAUGCUAGUGGUAACAAGCAAAUGAUAUCAAUUGAUUUAAGCGGCAAUCCUAUAAAUAUCUACUUAAAAAAUAAAGGUUUGUAUAAAGAGUAUGUCACAGCCCUUUUAGCAUGGUAUCCGAAUUUAUGUUAUAUAGAUGGACAUUGCAUACAUAAAUAA
Molecule: messenger RNA, 2955 nt
Organism: Saccharomycodes ludwigii
Lineage: Eukaryota; Fungi; Ascomycota; Saccharomycetes; Saccharomycodales; Saccharomycodaceae
Gene: NUD1
Product: Nud1p
Exons: 1
Coding region: 1-2955 (984 amino acids)
Molecular function (GO): protein binding
Source: RefSeq, a predicted model, not a curated record